Messenger RNA from Alnus glutinosa, 887 nucleotides. RefSeq names its product chaperone protein dnaJ 11, chloroplastic. The record is from RefSeq and is a predicted model, not a curated record. The coding region runs from base 16 to 669 and encodes 217 amino acids. The transcript has a single exon. Lineage: Eukaryota; Viridiplantae; Streptophyta; Magnoliopsida; Fagales; Betulaceae.
AACCCUUAGUUAACCAUGGUUAAACCCCGGGCCCAUCUCCACUCAUCUAGCACUAUAUUUAAAAGCCCGAAGCCCCCUUCCUCUUUCCCCUCAUCGCCUCAACCGCAUAACAACUCACCAUACUUUACGAUGCUAUCUGUAGUACUACCAUCCCGUCCAACUCUCUCCGCUCCAACUCUCUCGCCCAGGCCAGCCACUAACAGCUCGCCCAGGCCAGCCACUAACAGCUCUCCCAGGCCAGCCACUAACACCUCGCCACGCGUCAAAUUCGCACCACCGCAAGCCUUCGCCACCGCUUCGACCGAGAACUACACUACAACGUCGUAUCUGCCGCCGUACCACCCUCACCACACGGCCACCAACGCCGCCGCGUGCGGGUCGUUUUACGAGAUCCUUGGCAUCCCCACGGGAGCCUCGUGUCAGGAGAUCAAGGCCGCGUAUCGGAGACUGGCGCGCACGUCCCACCCCGACACCGUGCUGGCCGCAAACCAAAAGGACUCGUCGGCCGGUGAGUUCAUGAGGAUCCACGCCGCCUACUCCACGUUAUCGGACCCCAAGAAGCGCGCCGACUACGAUCGCAAGCUCUUUCACCGGUACCGGCCGUUGAAGGCGACGGUGUUCGCGUCCGGCUACAGGAGCCGGAAUUGGGAGACGGACCAGUGCUGGUGACCGAGUUGACUCACCGCGUCCGAUUUCCCCGAGUCGAACACUAAUCCAGAUUUGAGUGAAGAUAAUGAAUAGAUUAGUCGAAGAGCAGACGAUACAUAUGUAAAUACAUAGACCUACCAAUAAAUAUCAAUAUAUAUAUAUAUACAUCUUAUUGGGCUGAGUUGAUUGUACAUAUUUUUUUGAGGAGUAAUAAUAGUAGAUCACCUUGCCGAUGUGAA